Caenorhabditis remanei is the source of this 1638-nucleotide messenger RNA. RefSeq lists its product as uncharacterized. The transcript is spliced from 14 exons. The coding region runs from base 1 to 1638 and encodes 545 amino acids. The record is from RefSeq and is a predicted model, not a curated record. NCBI's taxonomy places the organism in Eukaryota, Metazoa, Nematoda, Chromadorea, Rhabditida, Rhabditidae.
AUGCUUUUUUCAUAUUUCAGAAACAAAAACGAAGGACCGUCCGAAAAGAAAAGUAUUACAAUCAGCAGUAGUGAUGUUGGUAAAACCAAAAAAGCUAAAGCGAGUCCAGAUAAAGCGACAACACAAAAGCUAUUCAUGAAACGAGAUAAAAACGCUUCCGAAUGUCUGGCGGAAACAAAAAUCGAGAGGAAAUCAAUAUGUCGAGAAAAAACACACAAGAGUAUUGUCCUGCCACAACCACGAUUUUAUACAUGUGAGCGGAUUGAGAAAACUGUGAAACUUCCAGUGGAGCCUAGUUCUGCAAUGAGCAAGAAAUCGACGCACUGGUGCUACAUUGCUGCACCAAAACACAUCACUCUGCAACCAGGUCCGUCUGGUGAAAGGUCAAGUGGAGUCGGCGAUUCAUCUGGUAACGGAUUCUCUACUGAAGCCAUGAUUGAAGAGAUAUUCGCUCCGUUGAGAGAGACCAUAAAAGAAGGGAUUAAAGAGACACGACAUUUAUCCUCUUCUCCGGAAAAAAUAAAACUGAACCACACUCCUUCCACGCGACUGGAACAAUGGAAAGCUCAACUACACUCAACAACUCCUCGAACACGUGAUAAUAGUGCACCUGCAACAGUUCAACGCUUAACCAUCAAACCUCAAACCACUCAACUUAACAUUCCUCGCCCCGUCCACACUACUCAAUCCGCUAGUAACGCAUUAGCAACCAUGGAUCAUAGGACUCUUAAAGAAGUCAGUGCUAGAAGACGUUCAGGAACAUGGCAGCCAUUCUCUUCAAACACAUAUAAUGCGGAUAGACCACCGAUAGAUUUUGUAACUUCCCCAAAAUAUUCUCAUCAUGAAGCUACCAUAUUCCGACCAAUUGCUCACAGGCCAAAACCGGACUUCAUCAACCAUAACGAUAGUAAUAGACGUUCUUUUAGAAGAGUAGACUCAAUUUUGCGAAGUGAUUCGAAAGAAAGCAACGGUUCGUUAUCAGAUCUUCUCAUGAUGUAUCAGGCCAAAGACCCAAGUCGAGAGAUGAACGCUUCUAUUCGAUCAACCGCUAGCAAUUCGUCUUCGUUCCCAUUCUUCCCACCGGAACAGAUAAAUCAACAGAAAACUGUCCUUACAACUCUGUCAUCAUCUUCUUCUGGUAUUCAUGUGACGCCAUCUCCAAGCGAUUCGGGUAUAAUUGAUUAUGAGAAUCUCAUUCGAGAUAAGGAAUUGGAACUUCAAGAAAUUCGAAACACAAUGGAACAGAAUGAAGAAAUCAUUAUUAAGGUUUAUCAAGAUAAGGAAAGAGCUUGGAAAUCAGAACUUGAGGGCUUGAAAUGUAGAGUGUCCGCAGCUGAAAAGGGCGAGAAAGCUCUUCGAGAGCAACUUUCAAACUGUCAAAGGCAGAAUUCCGCCAUGUCCACUUGCAUGCGAACGGUGCAAGAGGAGAAGACAAGAUUGAUGGCUAAGUGUAUCCAACUCGAAAGAGAAAUCGACAACUUCCAAACCGUCUCCUCUCAAUCUGCAAACUGUCCGAACUGUUCAGUGUCUUCUAAUCUUGUAAAGGAAAAAGACCUGCGUCAAGAAGUACAAGACUUGCGGAGAGAAGUGGCAAAUUUGAAACAAGUUGUGGAUGACGGAAGACAUUUCAAGUCAUAA